Molecule: messenger RNA, 5132 nt
Organism: Neocloeon triangulifer
Lineage: Eukaryota; Metazoa; Arthropoda; Insecta; Ephemeroptera; Baetidae
Gene: baz
Product: partitioning defective 3 homolog
Exons: 25
Coding region: 295-4914 (1539 amino acids)
Biological process (GO): establishment of centrosome localization; establishment or maintenance of epithelial cell apical/basal polarity; microtubule cytoskeleton organization
Cellular component (GO): apical junction complex; adherens junction; cell cortex
Molecular function (GO): phosphatidylinositol binding; protein binding
Source: RefSeq, a predicted model, not a curated record
GAGCGAACUCGGUUGGUUUGAGUGGAGCAUGCAGCACAGCCGUUGUUGCAAGCCAAGUGUUUUUGCAUCGGUCGUCGUAGUGACAGCGAGGGAAAAGUGGACGUGUCCCUUCGCGCCGUCCGACGGGCGUCCAGAAUGAGUUACCGCGUUUGACUAGAGACAAAAAUCGAGUCGGCGCCGCGCGGACGAGAUGCGAGGCCCCGAUCAACGGCACCGCUGAGAGAGAAGAGAGAGACCUUCGAGUGCAUCAACAAUAACACAGUGCCCAUUUUCCAGUAAAAAAAUUUAACAAAAAUGAAGGUGACGGUCUGUUUUGGCGGCGUCCGAGUGGUCGUGCCGUGCGGACACGGCGACAUGCUCGUUCGAGACCUGAUGCGACAGGCCACCCUCAGAUACCGGAAAGCCACUGGAAAGAGCGCAAGUUCGUGGCUUGCAGUGCACAGUCUUCAAUCCCAGUCCGACGGUGGCAUCCUUGACCCCGACGACCGCUUGCUGGACGUGGUGGACGACCGUGAGCAAAUCAUCGCCAACUUUGAGGACGACGACGCUCACGGCAGGCACAUCACAGGCGCACCCCCGCACGUUGGCGAUCGCGGUGAUGGAGCCAGCGCUGGCGGCUCCUCAGUUGGUUCCAGCAGCGCCGGGGGAAACAGCCCCGACCUCUUCAUUUCGCAUCUCCAUCCACCAUGUGGACAGACGGACAUAGAGGUAACAGGGGAGGAACAAGCAGGACUGACACCGCUGCAGGUGCGGCGCGGCUCCGAACCCGCCCUAAACCACCUGCCCGUAACGGCGCCGGCGGCGUCGCCAUGCGACGCCACGAAACGCUGGUCGGCGGCGCCCCUGAUGGAUGAGGAGCCGACGCCAAAAUCGGCGGUUGCGCGGAAGGCGGCCCAUCGCAAAGAGCAGCAGCCACGCCGCACCAAUGAAAACGGCCACCCCUGGCCUGAGGAAGAGGAGCUUUCAGCCACCCCGUCGCCGAAUUCGCAGUCGUCCGCCUUCUCGAAAUUUGUGCGGGACUCGAAUCGACUGUCGAUGCAGUUCUUGAGCGAUGGCGGCGCGAAGUGGAUGGAGGCUGCGGAGCGAAUAAACGCAGUUCCCUCGGCGCCACGCAAGGAGCCUCUUGGUGCAAAUAGCUCAAGUCCCAUCCACCACCCCGUCUCAGAUGCUGAGGAGGAGGAUGUAAUCGAAUAUGUUGUUUUGCGAAACGAAGAGGGGCCCUUGGGUAUCCAUGUGGUUCCCGAUUACGAUCGACUAGGCCAGGACCGUGGCCUUCUGGUGCAGGGCAUUGAGCCAGGCGGUCGAAUUGACCAGGAUGGCCGCCUCGGCUUCUGCGACCGUAUCAUCGAAAUCAACGGCCACAAUCUCCUUAACAUGCCAUUCCAGACCGUUCAAGAAAUCUUUAGGGACUCGUUGAAGAGUCCUGAGCUGAGACUGAGGGUAGUUAAGUACAAACAUAACUUGGAUGUGCGACGUCCACCUCCACCAGUCUUCCCCAACAAAGCGCCAUCCUCUGGUGCGGACAGUCAGCCCAAAAGAGCUCAUUCUGAAGAUCGUGAAUUGGUGAACAUGGUAGAGGGUGAAGAAAAAGGUCCCAAUGUCCACACUAAAGUGGCAACCGUGUCCCCUACGAAAAAAGUGCCUUCAUCUGCUCAUCCAGCUUCUAGAAACGCCAACAUAUUAAUUACUGCUAAUACUAGAAAAAUAGGCAAGAAAUUGGAAAUAGAGCUAGUGAAGGGACCACACGGUUUAGGCUUCAGUAUAACAACUAGAGAUAAUCCUGCAGGGGGCAACUGUCCAAUAUACAUCAAGAACAUAUUGCCGAAGGGGGCCGCUGUUGAGGAUGGUAGACUGAAACCUGGCGACCGACUUCUUGAGGUCAAUGGGGUUGCAAUGACAGGAAAAACUCAGUCUGAGGCUGUUGCUACUCUUCGAAAUGCGCCGCCUGGAAGCACAGUGUCUCUUGUGGUGUCGAGGCAAGACAAGGGGGACGAAAGCCCCAGGUUACCAAGAGAAUUGAGUCGAGCAGGCAACAAGUUUGACAGGGUCACAAAUAAUGACGACAACUGUCUGCAGCCGAUGCGAUCUGAUGAGCCACCAGAAAAGGCAAAUGACGACGGAAUUAUCUUCCCUUGGAAACACAGGGAGAUUCUCACAUUUGACAUUCCUGUUCAUGACACGGAAAAGGCUGGUUUAGGCGUGAGUGUUAAGGGCAAGACAUCGGCAGUGCCUGGUGGUUCUGUUGAUCUGGGUAUUUUUGUGAAAAGUGUCAUAAAUGGAGGUGCUGCUUCAAGAGAUGGCCGUCUCCGAACAAAUGACCAAUUAAUUGACAUAAAUGGUGUGUCUCUGAUAGCAUCAAAUAACUCUGACGCAAUGGAGACCCUUCGAAGGAACAUGCACCAGGAGGGUCCUAAGCCUGGAGUUAUUACGCUCACUGUUUCUCGCAGAGUUUCCUCGAUGCAGAAUCUCAACACUUCUACUGAGAGUGCCACCUCUGGAAGAGACUCGGCAAAUAGCCUGCUCAGUUCCUCGUCAGGUACCGAAGUUUUUGGCUACAGAGGCGACGGCGAAGGACCAACUCCUGAAAAUUCAUGUGCAAGUGAAACCUCCGAGAACACGGUAAUUUUCAUGCCCAAAGUAAACGGAGAUGUUCAGCGGGAUGUUCGACCUUUAGACAAGAAAAUCAUAAAUCCCAUGGACCCGUUGGCAAAUCGUAAUCCUGUAUUGGAUCGUCUUACCGGUAACGCAGGGCUGAGAAAUGAGAGUUACUACAGGGCUACUAUGGACUCAUCCUGGAAUGCUAAUCUCACUUCAAUGGGCAACAAAUUCAGCUCUCCGACCCUCCACUGCCCUAAUGGGGAAACUGUCUUGAUUGAAGAUGAAUACAUGACCCACCAAAUAAUUGCUCCAAACCCAAGGAGACCAGAAAAAUUCAGUAUUCCACCCCCAGAUAGGCAGGAACAAUAUCCCAAUCCCAAGAGUCCGCAUGAACCACAAACCCCCAGUACGCCAGGGGCCCCUGGAGAUGCAACUUAUGCUAGCCAAUUAUCUUUGGAAGUAGAUCCAGCUAAUUUUGCCAGAGAUGCCGUUGGAAGGCAAAGUAUGUCUGAAAAAAGACAUGCUUCAUUAGAUGCAAAAAAUACUGACACAUACCAGAGACAGAAGAAAGCAAGAGAGGAGAGAGAAAGACAGAAAAACACAUCAAGUGAGCAGCCAAACUCAAAUGAACAAUUAAUGAAUGGACACGCAAAUGGUGCUGUAAGAAAUAGGGAAUUUGUGUCAGGAAUGUUCCGUGCUGCCUCUGUGGAGUCCAUCAUAAGCAUGAACCGUUCUCAGGCUGGCUCAGAGUUGGACGCUAAGAAGGGUGAUAUUGGCCCAGGACUAGGAAUGAAAAAGUCGUCAAGCUUAGAAUCUCUUCAAACUAUGGUUCAAGAGAUCCAGAUGAUGGAGGACGGGGAAGUAGCUUACACUUACAGAGGUAAUCAAGGUCCCGUUAAAGUAAUACGAGGCCGAGGGUGCAACGAAAGCUUCAGAGCAGCCGUCGACAGGAGCUAUGAUGCUCCUUUGGGCGAAAUGAAGCCGAGAAUGGAAACCCCUGCUGCAAUACCGGCUAGGGAACACGUCUUCCUUCCUCCACUGCCUCCUCCUGCUAAGCCACGAGAACGAGCCAUAGAUGUAUUUUAUCCUUACGCAGUGUCUGAGGAAGAAGCCGAAGUUCAGCCAGCAGGUAACUUUGGCAGAGGAAGUGCCAGGCAGUCUUCUCUCAACUCUGCCUUAGACAACAAAUACAAGAAGGACGGCAAGAAAAAGGCAGGACUAUUCAAAGGCAUAGGAUCAAUGUUUAGGUUCGGAAAGCAUCGGAAGGGUCUUGAAAAUCCACUCCAAGGAGGGAAGCUAACUGAAGAAGCUGAAGAGGCAGACAAUCAGGAGAAGGAGCGGGAGGCAGCUAGGCAGGCAGCUCAGGAGGAGCAGCAGCGUAUUCGGGAGCAAUAUCAGCGGCUGGUGCAGCGACAGAAGCAAACCGAAAUGCAGCAACAGUUUGAGCAGAUGCAGAUGCAAGAUCAGGGUGUGACAUCAAGAACUGAUCGUAUCCACCAACUUCGGGCUCAGCACCAGAGGAGGCACGUUGAGCGCAGGGGGCAGUACCCACUGGACGAGAGGGAAGAAAGAUACGAGCAGGCCAUAAGACAGAAGCUUAAUUCCGAUGGUAUGCUUCAGCGCUUGGAAACACCCCCUCAACCAGAACACCACCCUGUGAUGCAGGUCACACAUCGGCGCAACCCGAGUUACGACCUGUAUGGCGAUCGUCCUGUCAGCCGAUCUGGCGAUCCCGCUCGCUACAGCCACUAUGUCAACUACGAAGAAAUCCAACAUCACUUAAGCAAGCGAACUGAGCAGCUUUCUGAGCAGCAGAUCGUACAGAUGAGGCAGCAGGUGCAGCUGCAGAGGGUCAAGGUCGAAGCCGAGGACGAGAGCCGCCGACAAAUGCAUUACCAUUCCCAGAGGAGAGAUCCUCGUGAAAUGGCUCAACAAAGGCCUGUUUCAAAUUUCUUCGAGUACGAAAGUGUGACUCGGGCUGGCCAACACACAAUGCUGCACCCCGUGCACCACCAUCAACAGCAGAUGCAUCCAGCGCAUAUGCUUAGAGACGCAAAUGCCAACUCCCUGCCUCGCAAGGAUCGUCCUGAUCCCAGAACUGAAUUCCAAACCCCAAAGCACAGAGGGCAAUUUGUGAACAUCCAGCCUCAUCAGCAAUAUCCUUCCCCGGACAAUAAUAACAUGAAUCCCAUGCAUUUUACCAAACAACACCAGCAGCAGCAGCGACUCCCCCCAGACUCUUAUGUGCCGGUGCAUCGAUCAACCGCCAGAAUUGCAAAUGGCUUUGCUAAAAUGCCUCCUGGCUCUAAAGUUUGACCAAAAGCCAAUCUGGCCAAUCUGUGAUUGAUAUAUAUGACAAACUUUCAAACUCCUCUUGUGCCUUCCUUCCUUGAUUUUAUUUUUAAAUCCACUAACAAGUGCCAGUGCAAUAAUUUUUGACAAAUUUUACUCAUUUGAUCAUAGCUCCAUAAGAGCAGCAAGUAUGGAAAUUGUCUGAUCAAUUACUCAUCUUAAAUAAAUUUAUGUUUCAUUGA